AAGCAUAUAGUAAAGUCUAUUCUUGCAAACAUGGACAACUUUGAUAUCCAAUCCUAUUGUAGAAAGUGGUAACUUGUACUAAGAAGCAAGUGAUGUUUGCAGAUGUAAACCUUAGACACCAACCACUUAGCUAGCCUGACAGACUCUGAGAAACAGUGAAUUGAUAUGAGUGUAACGGGGCGUGUAAUAUUGCUCAAUCAAGAUUAUGCUUCUGCAGUUGACUCCCACAUCUUACAAAGGUCUUUGCAAGAAAUUACAUUCAGAAACAUCAUAGGGACAUGGUUGAAUGCUUCAAGUCUUAGUUAACGAAUAACCUCCUUUUAAAUUGGCUUUUUUGCUGGUCUCACAAGGCUUUCUAUUUUGGUUCCCUUGAGUCUCUUUAAAAUUUCAGGAAGAAACUCUGAAUCUCAAAAUGCCUAUGAGUAAGAAUAAGCUGGUUUUACUACUUGGAAUGAUCUGUUUGGAACAAGAUAAAUCUGCAACUAUUUCUCUUUCCAAAGCUCCCACUUGUGGGCAGAGUUUGGUAAAGACACAGCCUUGGAAUUACCUUAACAUUUUCAGUCGCAUUGUUGGGGGAAGCCAAGUAGUAAAGGGCUCUUACCCAUGGCAGGUGUCUCUGAAACGAAGGCAGAAGCAUAUCUGUGGAGGAACCAUCAUAUCCCCGCAGUGGGUGGUUACAGCUGCUCACUGCGUUGCAAGCAGAAACAGUGCAUCAGCUUUGAACAUUACUGCUGGAAAACAUGACUUGAGCCAUACAGAGCCAGGAGAGCAAACCCUCACCAUUGAAAGCAUCAUCAUACACCCAUUUUUCUCCACCAAGAAACCAAUGGACUAUGAUAUUGCUCUUCUGAAGAUGGCUGGCACCUUCCAUUUUGGCCAGUUUGUGGGACCCAUGUGUCUUCCAGAGCCAGGAGAACGGUUUAAGCCUGGACUGAUUUGUACAACUGCAGGCUGGGGACGCCUGACUGAAGAUGGCAUCCUCUCACAAGUCUUGCAGGAAGUGAACCUGCCCAUUCUGACCCAGGAAGAGUGUGCAGCAGCUCUGUUAACCCUAAAGAAACCCAUCAGUGGGCGGACCUUUCUCUGCACAGGCUUUGCAGAUGGAGGGAGAGAUGCAUGUCAGGGAGAUUCAGGAGGUGCCCUCAUGUGUCGGAACAAGAAAGGAACUUGGACUCUCGCUGGUGUGACUUCUUGGGGUCUGGGCUGUGGUCGAGGCUGGAGAAACAAUGAGCAGAAAGAUGAUCAAGGAUCCCCUGGGAUCUUCACAGACCUUAGCAAAGUGCUUCCCUGGAUCCAAAAACACAUCCAAAUUGGGAAGCAGAGAAAGAGCUCCAGAGCCUCAUGCAGUGAGGAGGAUCGUGUGGUCAGUGAGUCUGAGGGGGAGCUGCACUUCCCAGAAAGCCCCUACCUGUAUUAUGAUGGCAAGCAACUGUGUGUCUGGACCCUGUUGGUACCAGAGGAAAUGCAUGUGUUACUCAGUUUUUCCCACUUGGAUGCAGAGUCUUGUCACCACAAUUACCUCUCAAUAUGUUCUUCAGAAGACAGACUUACUGGGAAGUUCUGUGGAGAAAGGCUUGCUUCAUCAGUUCUUGUUGCCUCCAACUCUUUAAGACUGAAGUUCUUCACUGAUGCCACAGAUUAUUCCACCGGGUUUAAUCUCACCUACAAAGCUCUUAAACCCAGCUACCUUCCUGAUUCAGGUUGCAGUUCCUUAACUGUCCUUUUUGAAGAAGGCCUCAUACAGAGUCUCCAUUAUCCUGAAAACUACAAUGACAUGGCCAACUGUAACUGGGUUUUUCAAGCCCCCAAACAUUAUCUAAUUAAGCUUUCCUUUCAGAGCCUGGAAAUAGAGGAGAAUGGAGACUGCACUUCCGACUACGUGACAGUGCACCAGGAUGUAGAAAGGAAGAAGGAAAUAGCUCGGUUGUGUGGCUUUGUUGCCCCAGCCCCCGUGCUGAGCUCCUCUGGUGUAAUGCUCAUCAGCUUCCAGUCGGAUGAAAAUGUGACCUUCAGAGGCUUUCAGGCUACAGUUGCCUUCAUUCCUGAAACAGGUAAGAUGGAAUAGGCACCAAUACCUCUGGUCCACAUUCUCAUCCUCGUAAUGUAUUAAUCAAGGGCAGCCUUUAGAGCCCAACAUGGAUCCAGUGGAAUCAUCUUGUGCAGCAGCUCUGUUCUAUAAAGUCACCACGACACGGAAAUUAGUGAAUACUGAACCAGUGUUCCUAGGGGAGAUCCAUGGUUAGGGUCCUGUGAGCCUCUGGUUUAUGUCUGUUUCUGUUGCAAGUCACCUCACUUAGUACAUAUGGUUAAUUUGUUAACACCCAACUCACAGCCAAUACCACAAUAACUCAAACCUGAACAAACUUUACCUAUCGCAUGAUCGCAUGUAUUUUCAAAGACAUCACAGCCUCCUUGCACUUAGGAACACUAGAUGGCACUUCAGCACUAUGUUUAGGGC
Molecule: messenger RNA, 2458 nt
Organism: Phyllostomus discolor (pale spear-nosed bat)
Lineage: Eukaryota; Metazoa; Chordata; Mammalia; Chiroptera; Phyllostomidae
Gene: OVCH2
Product: ovochymase 2
Exons: 14
Coding region: 413-2065 (550 amino acids)
Biological process (GO): proteolysis
Molecular function (GO): serine-type endopeptidase activity
Source: RefSeq, a predicted model, not a curated record